This is a messenger RNA of Zingiber officinale, 2944 nucleotides long. RefSeq lists its product as uncharacterized. Bases 548 to 2758 code for a protein of 736 amino acids. The transcript has 8 exons. Lineage: Eukaryota; Viridiplantae; Streptophyta; Magnoliopsida; Zingiberales; Zingiberaceae. The record is from RefSeq and is a predicted model, not a curated record.
AUAGGGAAGAAUGGAAGAGAGAGAGAGAAAUUGGUUUGGGGCUUCUUUGGAUGAGGAAUUUAAUCUGCUUUCUCGUGAUUGAAUCGGGCUUUUGGUGGGUAUCAGUUGCAAUCUUGUAUAGAUGCUCAUCAGCACAUCUUGUUGCUGACUUUAAGUCAGUUUUCCUUUCUUGAUUCCCUCGAAUUAACAAGUCUUUUGCAAGUUUUACUUGCUAAUUCUGCAUGGACUUCAUUAUCGUUGGCACUAAGUUGGAGAUGGUGCGUGCUAACUUAUUGCAGCCUAGGCAUUAUGUAUACAGUAAUUUAGCUAUCCCUGACUAGCUGAGGUGAGGUCUAAGAUUAUUUUUCAGUGCCGAAUGAUCUUGCUUUCGCCUGGUAACAUUGUGGAAUUAGAUUAGUUCAGAAAGGCACAAGGAAAAUGGAUUAAAUUUUAUGACUGGAGGAAGAAUCAUGCUACUAUCUGGAGAUAUUAUUGAGUUUCAAAAUUGCACAAGGGAAACAAGGGCAGAAGGUAGUGGAAGUAGGCUUUGACCUUAUUAGUUACUUCAAUGGGCUUGCCUCAAGUACAGUUAGAAGAGGCCGAUGAAGGUAGGAGAUUGGCAAAUGCAUUUGAGUCAACCCCACCUCACUGUAUUAGUUUUUGCAACUGCAAUUUGGAUGGAGUACAUGCAGAAAGCACAAAUUAUGAUGAUGUCGGAGAAUUUUCAUCUUCACCUAGCAAUAUUCGGAGGAAAUCCAUCUUGGAAGAUCCAGAAAAAACAAAUUGGAUGUUUGAAUACAAAAAUGCUAUCAUUGAAGCUGCAGACAUUCAAGGCUUGAAGAUCGAGUCCAAUGAUUCAAAUGAUAGGUUAUUACCUAAUAUCCGUCAUGUUGUCCAGAAACCUGCAUUUAGGGUGGUUGGCUUUGAAUCAAGCCAGUUGAGUUCCUCUGCUAGUGGGUUUGAGAAUGUGACUGUGGACCAAAGUCACCAUUCUUCUAUAAAUUUAAACAUUUCAAUCUAUUCCCAAGGAUCCCAACCACGCAAGCGGUUGUUGUCUCCUCUGAGCAGUGUGCUUAGGACACAAUUCCAUGGUGAUUUGCUAGAUAUUGAUUCUGUUGAUUCUCAAGCAUGUGAAUUUAUUAGGGAUUAUAGUCUCUUGCCCUCACAAGAUCUUACGAAAUUAAAUGUUGGGGUUUCUCAACUUAUUUCAGACUGUCCCUUCUCAAGAAAUUCUGAUCUUCCAAAUACUUCAGAUAGUAGUACAUCGAGGAGCAAUCUUUUCACUGAUGGACCUGUCCUUGACAAGGAACCUUUUUCUCAUUCUCAUCAUAUAUGGGAGGUUAAUCCUAGUAAUCAUAGGAAUAAGCUAAGACUUUCCACUGGUGCAUUAGCUAUUUCUCCAGAGAAGGUUAAUUCAACACCAAUUUCCUUAUCUCCUCUGGGUCCUAGAUUGUCUGAAAGAAUGAGAAUUAAGGAAGUACAAAGGCACAUAAAAAAGGGCAUGGAAAGUAACUUCUUCGAUUCAAAGGCUAUUCAAGGAUCAAAUUGUGUAAAUGAAACCAAAAUAAUGUUCCCACAUGAAGAGAUUGGUUCUAAGAUGCACAAUAUAUUUGAGAAACCUAGUAUAUUGCAUGAUGAAAUGGAUACAUUUUCUCCUGUUUGCAGGGGCCAUAAGAGCUUAGAUGAUGAUCCACAGUCCAUUCUUGUAACCCACUGCACGAAUCAUGUUAGAGGCUCAACUGUGCCUCAUUUGAGGAGGUCUUUGGUUGGGUCAUUUGAAGAGUCUCUCUUAUCUGGUCGAUUCUCAUCUGGAAAAGUCUGUCAGGCCUUUGAUGGUUUUCUGGCUGUGCUAAAUGUAACUGGUGGUACCUUUUCACCAAAGUCUCAGAAACUUCCUUUCUCAGUGACCAGUGUUGAUGAUAUAUCAUUAUUGUACUAUGCAUCAAUUGAUAUUGCUGGCACCUUGUCAUCUAAUAAGGGUAGAGGCCCAAAAUUGACUAGAAGUUUGAGCAAUGACUCUGGAGUUGUCAAAAGUCGGUUGCGCAUUCCGAUGAAAGGCUGCUUACAACUGCUUCUUAGCAAUCCUGAGAUGACCCCACUGCACACGUUUUUAUGCAAUUAUGAUUUGAGUGACAUGCCGCCAAAUACAAAGACCUUCUUACGCCAGAAGGCUACUCUGGCAUCUCAUGGAUCCCCAAAUAACUCAGCGAAAGGUAUUGAGGAACAAGACUCAAAAGUUGCUUCUACAACUGAACUGAAAUCCAAUGACAAUAGCCAGAGAGAGUGUUACGGUUGCAGGAGCAAAGAUGAUAUUGAUAGUUACGACCCAACUGCUAAUCCACCAGAAGGAAGAAAAAACUCACAGCUUUUCCCCCCAGAUGACCGUCGUGGAUUUCCAAAUGAUUUUAGUUAUACUAUAAAUCCUAGAACAGCUGAAGAUGAUAGCUCUAAGAUAGAUCUUUGCCCCCUAGCUAGCAAAAAGUCUGUUCAUAUCUCUUCAAAGAUCAACGAUAACUCCGCUGGUGCUCUCCGUUACGCGCUUCAUCUGCGGUUUCUAUGCCCUGCUACUAAGAAAUCAACCAGGUCAUUGAACAGGUGCAAAUCUAACCCUGACUCUGUUCCCGAAACACAAGCUGACGCAAUGGAAGGGCGUCGUUUCUACUUGUACAAUGAUCUCCGGGUUGUGUUUCCACAACGGCACUCAGAUACAGAUGAGGGCAAGUUGCGGGUGGAGCACCACUUCCCUGCCGAUCCAAAGUACUUCGACUUGAGCAAUUGACUGGGGCACAGGGCUCAUUUGUGCCCCCACAAAUUUUCAUUUGAGCUUCGCCUUGUUACUUCAUCAAAGGCAAAGACUUCCGAAUCGUAAAACUGGAGGAACAAAUCGAAGAAUAUUUUGUCUACGCUCAUCAAUGUUCUUGACCUGUCGAUUUCAAAUUCUUCUAUAUUUCGGUUAGAUAUCAGU